AUGUUCAGAAAAAAGCCCAGGAGAGUUUUUCGACAGAGAAAAGAAGAGUCUAGUGAUGAGGAGGAAACAGUGGUGGACCGAUCGGACGAAGCCGGAUCAGAGAAAACAGCGAUUUUGGCCUGUAAACCGUCCAGAGUCGGUCACUCCCGUGGGAUAUCUUGCAGUUCGAAGCGGGAAGCGACUCCAUCAAAGGUGGAUGAUGCUGUCGGAGAGGACGUGGAGAUAUCCGAACGGACGAUAGACACCGACGAAAAUCUGAAAGACAAUUAUGACAAGACGAGAACGAGCACCGUCCUCAGUUUCUCUGACGACAAAGAAUCUCUGGAACCGGAGUUUAAACUAAGGAAGUCGGCUGAUAAAGCUGUGUUGUUCCAAAUAAGGAAAAAGGAAACUCUGCCUGUUAAAGACAACUACAACAAUGAACCAGAGCGUAUCCUCUCAUCUGGCUCUCCUAGGGAAGAUGAUGACAGCCAAGCAUCAUCACAUAGUUCUCACCAAAGUGAUUAUGAUGAGGUGGAGAAUGAUGAGGAUGAGGAUGAAGAUAAGGACGUUGCCAGUUCUUCUUCAUCUAGCUCAAAAUGCAGCUACUCUGCUGUUAAACCAGUUGUGAUCCCCAAUGCCAAGGCGAUUAAAGCAGCCAAGAUGCAGCGGUGCAACAUUCGAGCUCAGAAAGAGUUCAUCCCUCUAAACACAGGUGGCCGCACCUCAUCCGGUAGCACGCCGGAGCGCUACCACAAUGAGGAAAUGGAGGACGAUGAUGAUGAAGACAGAGUUGAGGGUGGUGAUGACGACGACGAGCCAGAUAAUCACGAGAAAAGAAUUGAGUUUGCCCCAGGAUUAAAAAGUGUGAAGGAGAGGAUCGUUGAGGAACUUGGAGGAACAAGUGUUGGCAGUCUGUCAGGGAGUGACGAAGAGGAGCAGGAGCUUUGGGAGGAGACACAAAUUGGGAAGGGAGUGAAGCGAUGCCUUGGAAGACUGAGCCCGUCUGGCAGUGAGUCAAGCAGCUACAGCAGCAGCAGCUUCCAGCACAAUGAACGUCAAAGACAAAAGAAAUCAACAGGGCUCAAGAUCCCAAAGACACUUCCCUCAGUCACCGUCUCAAUGGUUAAGAGGAGGAUUGCGUCAAAGCUUGACUCCCUGAAGGAAGUGCACAGUGUGCGGCGUGCUGAGCUAAGUCGGAUGGAGGGAGAUUCCGAGAGUGCUAAAACGUCUGUGGAGUCUCUGGAGGAAAGCUCCUCAGAGAAACAGCUGAAGUUUUACAGAGACAUGACCAUCUUUUCCCACAACUUGGUGGAGUGUCUGCGGGAGAAGAUUGUUGAAAUUAACUCACUGGAGCUGGAGCUCCACACGCUACUUUCUAGCCAGAUGGAGGCGCUGUGUGCCCAGAGACGACAAAAUAUGCAGGAGCAUGCCCAGCACCUGCAGCAGCUCAGCUCUGUAGACAACUCGAACAAUGGAGGUAAGACACAGAGUGUGGCAGCCACUGGGGAUAACACUGUGGAAGACUGCGAUAUACCAGAAGAUACACAGCCUUCUAGUGAGGAAGAAGAACUGAAAAAGGAAAUGGCUGCCAUCUUGCUGAAGUCCCAGAGGAUCUUUUCUGACGUUCACGACGACUUUUAUGAUGUCAAAAUGAUUUUGACCCGCUUUGAGGAAUGGAGAAGCUUCUAUUCGGACUCUUACCACAGUGCCUACAUCUCUCUUUGUCUGCCAAAGUUGCUUAACCCCAUCAUAAGGCAUCAACUGCUUGGAUGGAACCCUCUAAAGGAUACCAGCAUGGACUUUGAAAAACUCCCAUGGUUCACUGCAGUAGAGAGCUUCUGUCAUGGCCACAGUCAUGAGGAGUUACAUCACUUGGACAGAGAAAUGCUUUCUAAUGUCAUCGAAAGGACCGUCAUACCCAAGAUAACAGCCUUUGUGGAGCUGGUUUGGGACCCCAUGUCCCUCCAUCAGUCAGCCCGUCUAACUGGACUUUGUCAUCAGCUGAGGGAGGACUACUCAAUCUUUGAAGGAGAGCAGAGUAAGCCGGUCACGACACUCAUCAAGGCUGUGAUUGGCCGACUCAGGAGGUGUGUAGAUGAAGAUGUCUUCAUCCCGCUCUACCCCAAAAAACUCCUAGAGGACAGUUUGUCUCCUCAGAGUCGCUUUAGGAACCAACAGUUCUGGAUAGCCAUUAAGCUGUUAGGAAACAUGGGGAAAUGGGAUCCACUGCUGCCCGAUUCUGAACUGAAGGAGUUGAUAUUGGACAAACUGCUCUGCCGAUACCUGACGAUCACCCUUUCCAGCCAAAAGGAGUCAAAAAAUGACCUUCCUGCAUGCAAAAAAAUCGCCGAAAGCCUGCCAACCAGUUGGUUCAGAGGAGAGAAUGAAUGUUUGCCUCAGCUCCAGACCUUCAAAAACCACCUUGUUCAGAAAGCUCACAGCAUUUGUAAACAACAACCUCCAGACACAAGGCUUGCACUGAUUGAAGUGCUGAAAAUUCUGAGUAGAAUCCGAUGCCACGACUCCAUCAUGAGCAUAGCGGAAAAAUACCACUAUGAGGAUGUGAUCUACUCUCAUCAGCUGCUCAAUCAGGAGACACAAUGAAUAUCAGAUGUAGCAGGUUCUCACAGCCUGGAUUAUCUACAAAUGAAUUUGCUGACAUGAGAAACAAAAUUGGUAAAAAUUGAAAGCUUAUCACUGCCAAGACAAAGAGUCGGAAAUGUUCAAACAACUCAGUGAUCAUUUGAUUUUCAUAAGCAACUCACUUUCUUAUAUAAGAAAGGAGACUGUUUUAUAAAUAAAGAUUUGUAUUUAUUUUUUA
Molecule: messenger RNA, 2803 nt
Organism: Syngnathoides biaculeatus (alligator pipefish)
Lineage: Eukaryota; Metazoa; Chordata; Actinopteri; Syngnathiformes; Syngnathidae
Gene: gcfc2
Product: GC-rich sequence DNA-binding factor 2
Exons: 18
Coding region: 1-2586 (861 amino acids)
Biological process (GO): mRNA splicing, via spliceosome
Cellular component (GO): nucleus
Molecular function (GO): DNA binding
Source: RefSeq, a predicted model, not a curated record